Halichondria panicea is the source of this 2412-nucleotide messenger RNA. RefSeq names its product ankyrin-3-like. The transcript has 15 exons. The coding region runs from base 132 to 2153 and encodes 673 amino acids. Gene Ontology annotation, molecular function: transcription cis-regulatory region binding; protein binding. NCBI's taxonomy places the organism in Eukaryota, Metazoa, Porifera, Demospongiae, Suberitida, Halichondriidae. The record is from RefSeq and is a predicted model, not a curated record. Gene Ontology annotation, cellular component: nucleus. Gene Ontology annotation, biological process: positive regulation of transcription by RNA polymerase II.
UUGUAGGUGGGCGUGGCUGAUUCUAGCUGAACUCCGAGCAAUGCCUCCGGCAGCAACAACACAAAUGCAGAUUCUUUUCAAGUGGUGAAGCUUUCAAGAGACAGCUUGUGCAGCGGUCAAGUAUCUAAGAGAUGGGUGUAUGGUGGAGCAAAAGUCAGACUGUAUAUGAGAAGAUAGAGGCUGGCCUUCAUGUGGACCUUGAGGAGACUCUCAUCUCCCCCCCUCCUGGCUGCGAGACAGAGUCAUGGCUAGAGUACUCAUUCAAGAGGGACAUUGUCAGUGUACCCAGCUCCCUCAACGGCUCUUGGGUCGUACUAGAUACCAAUACUACAAACCACCUAUUGCAAUCCACCACACCACAUGGCAGUACAGAACAACUACAGCAUUACAGCAGCACUGAGCAAUCAUACACAAGCUUAGAGGAAACAUCGUACACCACCGUGCUGUCAGAAGAAGUCUCCUUGGAGGAGCUACAGUGUGAAACAAAUAGUGAAAUGGAAAGUUCUCUAUUGACCUCAACACCGAAACAGGAAGGCAGUCUAACAUUGGCUGAGUUGGCUGUAGGGGAGUGUAGGGAUGGCGUGUUUCUAGACACUGGGUCACUGCAGAGGACUCCAGUUCAUUGCACCAAACCUUUCCGUACCAACAGAAGUUUAACCUUCAGUGGCACUGAUUCACCUAGACAUUCCCUUUACUCUGGAGCCAGUGUGCUGUCCAUGGGCAGACCAUUCUCCCCAAACGGUGGUGACUGUCAGUCUCUCACUGCCUCCCUACUAGCCUUAAGCACCUCUUCUGAGAAAGGGCUCUUCAUUUCCCGGCUCCUCCAGACCCAUCAGACCACCCUCACACAACAGAUAAGACCUAAGGAUGUAGCCAAACAGCUCUACAACCUCGCAAUCCUAGACACAGCUGAAAUGAACAGAGCUAGGAGCAGUGCUUUAAACGAGACUGACAGGGCUAAAGCUAUUGUGCUGUAUCUACAAAAGAAGCUUAGAUACAAGCCAGAGCUCUUCUCUGAUGUGUGUGCAGCUCUCAAGAAAGCUGGAGUGGAGAUCAUUCAACAGAUCAAAGCUGAAGUUCGCAGCAGAUAUCCUGAUGACUCUGACCUCACAAGGAGCAUGUCUGUGCUUAGCAGAGCAGAUCUUAUGUCUUCUUAUUGUGAGCCUUUAUCAUCCAUUAGCAGCCAGAGCAGCGAACAACACUUGGAGAACACUGGCGUUUCCCUCGAGGAGGCUUGCAGAGAUGGUCUCUUGGUAACAGCUAAGCUAAUUAUCUCCAAAGAAGUGUCUAGGAAUAAUGGCCCCACUCUCCUGUUAGAAGCGUGCAGACUAGAGGUGAAUGUGUGUGUGCUCAAUAUGCUGCUCACUGAGGCCUCUCUGGACACCAACACCAUCACUCAGUAUAACAGGACCCCACUCCACACUGCCACUGCUGCUCUCACACCCCAGACCUCCUCACAGGAACUACAGGCCCACCAGAACCAGCUCAGGCAACAGAGGAUGAAAAUUGAGAACCUUCUAAAGCAUGAAGCAGACCCAAGUGCUAAGGAUGAUGAUGGCAACACUGUUCUCCACCUUGCUGCUCUGAGGAGAGACACUGAGACCGUGGCUAUUGUCCUGAGAUACAGUACUACUUGCAUCGACCUCAUCAAUAAGCGAGGCAACACAGUGCUUCACAUUGCCUGUCAUGAGGGUCUCACUGAACUAGUCAAGUUACUGUGUGCCAAGGGAGCCAAUGUUACCAUGCCAAACAACACCAGGGAGCACAAGACUCCCCUGCACUAUGCCUGCUACUGGGGCAGUGUAGAGUUGGUGACCCCUCUCCUCAGCAGGGACUCCUCAUGCGAGUACAUGAAUGCACAGGACGGUAAUCAAGACACUGCUCUGCACAUUGCCAGUCGCUGUGGACACAAGGCCAUCAUCAAGCUACUCGUGUCCAGAGGGGCAGCUAAAAGAGCCAAGAACAAGGAUGGCAAGACCCCAGUAGACCUGGCUAUUCAGCACGAGCAUAAAAAAGCUGCCAAAACGCUAGAGAAGAAGAGCCCGUGGUUGAAGAGACGCCGCACCAGGUCCAGUGGAGCCACCUCUCCCCUGAGAGUGGAUAUUGGACAUGAGGCUCUGUGUGAGAGUGACUGUGACGAGACUAUUAAUUAAUUGACUGUGUGUUUGUGUCACUAAAAAAAAUCAUUACACCAUUUUGCGUACCUGCUUUUGCUUGCAGGUUUAACUGUCUGUUCAGCUCUGUUUGUAUUUUUGUAUUCUCAUCAUUAUUAUUUUUGUGUGCAUGUACUAUUAGGAGUGCACAUGUACUCCUGGCACUAUUUAUACUAUUUUUGUGUCUCUGUACAGUGGAAUCACAUUCAUUUUUUGUCAUGUGCACAGCAUUAACUAUAUUCAUAUGAAAUCUUGUAAA